UAUCCAGGCAUUAGGCAUACUGCAGGCAGCUUCACGGGAGUGUACAACAAUUUACAAAGGAUAUGAAAUUUUCAAACAUGUCGGUUCUGCAGCCUGUGAAAAAAAGCUUGUCUACACUAGGGCAGAAAUAUUUUAGUUCCAGCAGUUGCCUUGGGGCAGACCAACAUUUCAGACUUGUAGUGGUUGGCGGUGGAUCCGGGGGAUGCGCAACAGCCGCGAAGUUUUCCAGGAAACUGGGAACAGGAAAGGUAGCUGUGAUAGAUCCUGCCACAAUGCAUUACUACCAACCUAUGUGGACUUUGGUAGGGGGAGGAUUAAAGACCUUGGAACAAUCUGGAAAAUCAAUGGAGUCAGUUCUUCCAAGCUCAGCUACUUGGAUCAAAGAGAAGGUGACAGGUUUCCAACCCGAGGAGAAUUAUGUCACAACAGAGAGUGGGGAUAAAAUCUCCUACGAUUUCCUAGUGGUAGCUGCAGGACUUCAGCUCAGGUAGGAGGAGAUCAACCCUUUAUCUGGAAU
Molecule: messenger RNA, 517 nt
Organism: Eurytemora carolleeae
Lineage: Eukaryota; Metazoa; Arthropoda; Copepoda; Calanoida; Temoridae
Product: sulfide:quinone oxidoreductase, mitochondrial
Exons: 6
Coding region: 63-491 (142 amino acids)
Cellular component (GO): mitochondrion
Molecular function (GO): FAD binding; sulfide:quinone oxidoreductase activity
Source: RefSeq, a predicted model, not a curated record